This is a messenger RNA of Prunus mume (Japanese apricot), 2522 nucleotides long. Its product is annotated as auxin response factor 18-like. NCBI's taxonomy places the organism in Eukaryota, Viridiplantae, Streptophyta, Magnoliopsida, Rosales, Rosaceae. The record is from RefSeq and is a predicted model, not a curated record. Gene Ontology annotation, molecular function: DNA binding. Gene Ontology annotation, biological process: response to hormone; regulation of DNA-templated transcription. Gene Ontology annotation, cellular component: nucleus.
GUCACAGCACACACCAACUCUCUAGAUUUUUUGGACUUCAUAUUUCAGAGGAAUUCCAAAUCCUGUUGGACUUUCAUCUGUCAUAUUUCUGAUUUUUCUGAAAGAGAGCUGCAUUUUCGCUGAGGAAAGCAAUAAGCCAUACAAGGAAUUUUUAUGCUGUAAAGGUUCAAUAGUUUGUUUGACAUUAUGAUUACAGUAAUGGAUUCUGUAAGAGGCCCUAUGAACAACAACUCAGAGAAGUGGUUAUUGGAUUCUAAAUUCUGGCAUGCCUGCGCUGGUGGCAUGGUUCAAAUGCCACACAUCAACUCUAAAAUCUUCUACUUCCCUCAGGGACAUGCUGAGUGUGCCCAUGGGAAAGUAGAUUUUGGGAAUUCUAGAAUUCCUCCACUCAUUCUUUCCAGGAUAUCUGCUAUUAGAUAUAUGGCAGAUCAUGAAACGGAUGAGGUUUAUGCGAAAAUGAAGCUGAUACCAAUAAGAGAGAAUGCUUUUGAUCUUGAGGAUGGGUUUGUGGAAAACAAUGGAACAGUUGAGAAUCCGGAAAAACCCACAUCAUUUGCCAAGACAUUGACCCAAUCUGAUGCUAACAAUGGGGGAGGGUUCUCCGUGCCUCGUUACUGCGCAGAGACUAUCUUCCCACGCUUGGAUUACUCUGCUGAGCCUCCUGUUCAGAACAUUCUUGCAAAGGAUGUGCACGGUGAGACGUGGAAGUUUAGGCAUAUUUAUAGAGGUACUCCUCGUCGUCACCUCUUGACAACAGGAUGGAGUAAUUUUGUGAACCAGAAGAAGCUUGUUGCCGGAGAUUCUAUUGUGUUUUUCAGAGCAGAAAGUGGGGAUCUUUGUGUUGGAAUUAGAAGGGCUAAAAGAGGAAUUGGUGGUGGACCUGAAUACCCUUCUGGAUGGAACCCUGCAGCUGAAAAUUCUGGCUCUCAUUAUGGGCGUUAUUCUGGCUUCCCAAGGGAGAAUGGCAAUAACUUGAUGGAAAGAAAUUCUAGUGGCGAGUGGAGAGGUAAAAUCAGGGCUGAAUAUGUUAUUGAAGCUGCAACUCUUGCUGCCAGUGGCCAGCCCUUUGAGGUUGUGUACUAUCCUCGUGCAAGCACACCAGAGUUUUGUGUUAAGGCCACAUCUGUUAGAGCUGCAAUGCAAAUUCAAUGGUGCUCAGGAAUGAGGUUCAAAAUGCCUUUUGAAACUGAGGAUUCUUCUCGGAUAAGCUGGUUCAUGGGAACCAUAUCUUAUGUUCAGGUUGCAGAUCCCAGCCGAUGGCCUGAGUCUCCAUGGCGCCUUCUGCAGGUUUCAUGGGACGAGCCAGAUCUGCUCCAAAAUGUGAAACGUGUUAGCCCAUGGUUGGUCGAAUUGGUAUCAAGCAUACCAGCCAUCCAUCUUUCUCCCUUCUCUCCGCCAAGAAAGAAGCUGCGACUUCAACAUAACCCAGACUAUUCCCUUGUUAGCCAACUUCCAAUGCCUUCAGUUUGUAGCAACUUCCUAAAUUCGAGCAACCCCUUAUGUAGUGUAUCAGACAAAAUAUCAGCGGGCAUACAGGGAGCCAGGCAAGCUCAAUUUGGACUAUCUUCAUCAGAUGUUUUCUUCAACAAACUUCAUUCGGGUAUGUUUCCAGUUGGUUUUCAAAAACUUGGUCAUUUUGCCCCUUCCGGAAUCCCUGAGGGCAACUUCAUGCACAUGGCUGAAAGCAAUGAGAAUAUCACUUGUUGUCUGACAAAGGGAAUUCCCUCCCAGAGUUUGAAGGGCAAUGGUGAGAUAAAGACGCCUCACAUAUUUUUGUUUGGUCAGCUAAUUCUUACAGAGCAACAGAUGUCUAAGAGCUCCUCUGGUGAUUGUAGUUCAUCAGAUGGGCAUCCAGAAAAAAAAGGAAAUUGUUCUGAUGGCUCUGGCUCUGCAUUACAUCGCAAUGGUUCAGUGGAAAAUUCAUCUGAUGAAGGGUCUCCCUGGAACAAAGAUCAUCAGAAAAGCAAUGUUAGUUUGGAGACAAGUUAUUGCAAAGUGUUCAUUGAAUCGGGGGAUGUGGGGACCCUUGAUCUCUCUGUCCUUGGAUCAUACAAAGAAUUGUAUGGAAAGUUGGCCGACAUGUUUGGCUUGGAAAAUUCUGAGAUGCUGAGAAAUGUGCUCUACGGGGAUGCAGAAGGUGCUAUUAAACACACUGAAGAUGAACCCUUCAGUGAGUUUUUGAAGACAGCUAGAAGACUUUAUAUGGGCUGAGGUCCAUAACUGUGAUGUUCAGGACCAAAUGGAUCUUGAAGAUACCAUAGAAGUAAAUGAUCUUCUCUGGUACAUAACCGUACUCGUAGAUUCCGUCAAUGAAAAUGUAGGAAGAUAGAGAAUGAGAAACUCUCCUUUAUUGACAUUAUUGUACAGUUGCUUUUCUUGAUCUUUCUUUUGAUGUUUCAAUUUCUUGUAGUAAAUCCGGGUUAAAUCCCUCUCCACCAAAUUGUGGAUUAUUCUAAUUCAAUUUCAAGUUAUUUUUCUAGGGACCUGGUUAUGUAUUCUUUCUAAAAGCCAGAUUCCAGCCU